GGAGGGAGCCGGGGGGCGCGUAUGCUGCUUCAUCUACGGCAGCAGGCGGCCCGGGCCUGCGCACCCAGAUUAGCGAUCUCAGCAAAAGCACAACAACAAGAAACCUUUACAAACGGCGGGCUUGUGCGUUAUCAUUUUGAAAUAAAUCGUAUUGUUUCACGACAACAAAAACGAAAUAAAUUCUGACGCGCCCGCGGUUGUUGUAAAACGUCACGCAACGCCGUUGGUACCAAUAGGAAUAAUUUGGUGUGUGUUGUUGUUGUUAGCACUAAUUGUAAUUCGUGUUGCCAAAUCAUCAAUAAUUGUAUGGGAAGGCUGUUUGUUAAUACGUAUGUCCGCAGUGGUGAGGCAACGAUGGGUUGCAAUUCACAUUAAAGGCGCUGGUCUCUUAGUAUGGUCACACACUUACAGGGACUGUAGCCUUCUUUCUCAGUUCAGGUUCAUAAGGACAAGUGUGUAUUUGUCGAUUUUAGGUACGGGUAAGAUUUAAGAUUAUUUGUAAUGAAUGAGGGAUACUGAGCUGGGGCCUUCUAGUGUACAUGGAAUUGAUCAGAUCACGUUUCUGUAGCACUGUGGGUAUAAACAAUCUCAAGCACUGUAAUAUUGCCCCAGCAGACGAUGGGUAAGGAUUACUGCAUCUGGCGCUGCUGUCCCGGCCAAACAACAAUGUAUACUAUUUAAACCAUGGAGAGUCUGGGACUUCAAGCAGUGACGCUCAGUGACGGCUCCAACUCAUUCAUCCAGCAAGCUAUCAAAGAUGGGAAGCUGAUUGAAGGAGACACCAUCCAGUUAGAGGACGGUACCACUGCCUACAUCCAGCAGGUCACCGUGCAGCAGAAAGACUAUACCCCAUUCGAGGAUGGCCAGGCAGUACAGCUGGAAGACGGCAGCACUGCCUACAUUCACCACAUGCUCAAAGAGGGCUAUGACCCCAGCACGGUGGAGGCAGUGCAGCUGGAGGAUGGCAGCACUGCGUACAUCCACCACCCCUCCGGCAUGCAGGCCAGCAACACGAUCCUGACUGUGCACACUGAGGGGGGGCUGGAGGAGGGCACCAUCGACCCAGAGACCAUCACCACCCUGGAGCAGUUCGCCAGCAAGAUGUCCGAGUCGGAUAUGGUGGAGGACAAUGCUCCCAGCAGCACCGGGCUUCAGCAGAGCGACUCUGCAGAGGAUCCCAGCGCUAUCGAGGUGCUGUUCAAGGAGUCGCGGAGCUCAGGGAAGUCUCAGCAAAGCGGGGAGAAGUCGCAUCGCUGUCAAUACGAGGGCUGCGGCCGGCUCUACACCACAGCUCACCAUUUAAAGGUUCAUGAAAGAGCUCACACAGGUGACCGGCCGUACAGGUGUGAUGUGUCGAGCUGCGGGAAGGCCUUCGCUACGGGGUAUGGCUUGAAGAGCCACAUCCGCACACACACUGGAGAGAAACCGUACAAGUGUCCUGAAGACAUGUGCACCAAGGCCUUCAAGACAUCGGGGGACCUGCAGAAACACGUGCGCAUACACACAGGCGAGCGGCCGUUCCAGUGUCCGUUCGAGGGCUGUGGCCGCUCCUUCACCACCUCCAACAUCCGCAAGGUGCACAUCCGCACCCACACCGGGGAGCGGCCCUACAUGUGCGAGGAGCAGGGCUGCGGGAGGGGCUUCGCCAGCGCCACCAACUUCAAGAACCACAUGAGGAUACACACAGGUGAAAAACCUUAUGUGUGCACUGUGCCAGGCUGUGGAAAGCGCUUCACGGAGUACUCCAGUCUGUACAAACACCACGUGGUGCACACGCACUGCAAACCCUACACCUGCAACCACUGCGGGAAGACGUACCGGCAGACCUCCACCCUCGCCAUGCACAAGCGCACCGCGCACGGCGACUUCGAGGCCACAGAGGAGGCAGAGCAGCGCCACUCCGAUGACGGAGGGGAUCAGGAGCCUGUUCCGAAACGGCAGCGCAUCGCCUUCCUGACUGAGGGGGAUGGGGGAGGGGCCCCACAGGUUGCCAUGGUAGCGCGGGACGUCAUAGAGUCACAGGUCGCGCUGAUCACUCAAGACGGGACACAGCAGGUGAGCCUAUCCCACGAGGACUUGCAAGCGCUGGGGUCAGCCAUCACCAUGGUAACACAGGACGGCAGAACAAUUGCAGUCCCUGCCAACCAGGGUGACAUCACUGGGUCUGGCACCCACACAGUUACUAUGGUGACGGCGGAUGGAAUGGAGGCCCAGUCGGUGGCCAUUGUAACAGAAGGGAUGAUGGUUGGAGAUUCACAUGUAGCAGCUCAGCAUUACCAACAGGUGGCGCUGUUGGCCACAGCAAACGGCACCCAGAUAGCAGUACAGCUGGAGGAGCAGCAGACGCUGGAGGAAGCCAUCAGCAUGGCCACAGCAGCCAUUCAGCAGGGCAGCAUGUCUCAGGACGAGGUGGUGGCUGACGGAGGCUGCUGAGGAGCUCUCUCUCUCUCUCUCUCUCUCUCAGACCGGGAGGAAACAGAAACAAAACGGAUGUGAAGAAACUGGAACCGGAGGUGCAGAGUCAGGGUGCGCUGCCAGCUUUUAAAAACAUGUCGUCUUCUUCUUCAUGGCAUUGCCACUUUGAGUCCAAAAGGUAUUGCUUUUACUUUAUUAAAAAAUAAAACAAACACUGCCGGCUGUUUCGCCGCCUUGUUCGUUAAGGGGAAUGCAACUUGUCACCCCACCCCACCCGUUCUACAAAUCCCAGCACCUUUCUGGGGCAGAAAGGUUUGACAGCUCGGCUUCUCCCCCAGUGAGCUCAAUGGGAAACUAAGGAGCUUUCAGAUGUAGAAGAGCCACCAGGAUAAUGCAGGCUUUUCUUCUUGCUGUGUUUUUUUCAGAUUUUAUUUUUCUUGCUCUCUUUUUCCUUUGGAUUUCUGGAAAGACUGCCAGCAAGGAUAUACAUGUACAUAAGACUAGUGCCCUCUCACGUUGGAGGAGGCUGAUGCGCUCCGAUGGUCCGUGCCAUCUCUCUAGACUCGAAGCGCAGCAAGGUACUCCCCUCCUAACAGAUUUUAACAGCUGGAGCACCCUGCUUUCCUGAUCUCCGAGUCCAGCGAAAGACGCUGCCCGUGUCUUUUUCGACUGUACCAAAGGUUUUGUUAAACCAGCAAUAAAUCUAUUGUUUUUUUAUGGUGCACAUAAAAGCCAGCUCCACACACCCGCUCAGUUGGUUGUAAUUGUUUUAUACAAGUCAUAAAAAAUACUGGUUAAAACCAAAACUAAAACUAGUUUUGCUAGAGAAGCUGUGAUGUUUUGAGUUUGUGUCUCCACGCGGACCCCUUUCCCAGAGCGUUGUGACAGGCGGUGUACCGUUUGUCUCAGGUGAUAGGAAUUUUUUGUUUAAUGAAACUUUGUAAGUAAGAGAGAGAGAGGAGUCAACAUGUACUGAUUUCUUUUUUAUAUACUGAAAUUGUUUUCUAGAUUUUUUUUUCUGCUUUAAAAAUGUGUAUGGAGGGACUUUAAAUAAAAAUGUGUUUAAAAGGCACCCUUAAGCUUGUUUAUUUCAUUGCGUGUCUCUCUUAUAAUAAACUCCUUGAUUAAAAAAAAUAAACACAAUAAAAUCGUCUGUGUUUGAUCAGACAUCUCCGUAAAGUAGGGUAAGUCCAGUAUUCAAAACAGCAAGUAGCAAAUCACACAGGGAAAAAAGUAAUGUUUUAAUGGGGCUACCAUUGCUUGUCCUGAGCUAGUCUGUCCUGUGUAUUUGUAACAGAUGGCGGUGGUUACUUUUAAUUGCCAGCUCAUGGAAAAUUAAAUGUGAACAGGUUUGACAAACCCAACAGCGAAGGGUAAUGCCAGCGUAUUGGCCUCUGCGUAGUGUCUGAGCAAUUACUCCUGUCAGUUUAAUGGGACCCCUGCCAGGUUCAUGCAGAACAUCCUGAAGCCCUUAUCAGAGAGACCGGCUGUGAAACAUGCAACAAACCUUAUGAUCGGUGGUUCAGCUUUACUCGGUUGCUUUAUUUGAAAACCUUUUAUUCUCUUGCUGAAAUGGCAUCUGGCGGUAAGGCUGCACAGCAAUAAAAACGAGAUGCUUUUAGUUUUUUAAUGUGCAGUCUUUCUCUAGUCUGUGAACCGAAUCUCAUUUAAAUCUGUUACUGAUUUUUCUUUUAGUAUUUCUAAAUGUAUCGCUAGUGCGUGUUUCUCUAGUUCUGGAUGAAGUGACUGCGCUAAACAGAACACACAGUUCUGGUAAGGAGUUCAAAGUAGACUGCGGCUCUUAGUUCUGUGAAGGGUGCGGUAAAGGCUUGCUUGGGAUUGUGUAAACCUCCAUCGGGCCAGUUUACACAAUGCGCUUGUAAUUACUUGGGAUGAUUUCAGUCCUAAUGAGAACAAAGGCCUGUCAGAGAGGACUUGGUGGUUGAAUACAAAUUAACUUUUAAACAUUAAAAUGCCAUAAUUCAUCAAGGCAAAAGCAGCUGCUUCUAAUUUCGCGCUGUUGUUCAGUUUACACAUGACAGCUAAGCUGAAACAGCUGUCUUAUUAAAUGAUAGCGUUUUAUACGUUGUUGUUUUAUCCUCUUGUUUGCUUAUGCAAGGUAAUGAUGCAGCAACAGGCACUUCUCCUUUGAGAAAUUCAUUUGUUUGUGCCUGCACAUUGCUGCAGUACCCCUGUCUUGGCUUGGCAGAAAGAUAACUCCCAUUUUAGUUUAAGGAUCCAUCAAUGCAACUCUGUCCACAUGUUGCUAAAGGUGUUAUUCAGGUAUCAAGUUCUACAGUAGAUUACUUUUCAGUUAUGAGUUAUUGACAUAGUCCCCUUUUUCUUUGCAGAUUGCUAAAGAUCAAUGUUAAUCUGGGCUUUUUAUUUUUUAUACCAGACAAAAGUUAAUUGACUUUUCUUUUCUGCUAAUGCCUGAAAAUACUUCUCUGCAGAGUUUAGCAGCGUGAGAUCAGAUUAAUAUAAAAGCACAGAUGGAAAUCACAGUGUGCUGUACCUCCUACUGUUGCAACAAAAUACAGUAAACUGCACCAUGAGCCAUUGGGGUAAGUGAACACGAGUCUCCACUGUUCUUCCAGUGGUGGUUGGUUUUAUUUUGUUUGAUUCCUCUGUUCUUGAACACGGUAUGACUACAGCAUGUUAUGUUUUUAACACCUUUAGAGAUACUGAAUAUUCACAGCAGGUGUAAAAGUGUCGUCUUUGCCGAGUUUGGCUUGAAUCGUACUGUGAGUCUAGCCGCGGUUUAAAAGUGAAUAAAAAGUUAUUCUGACCUCUUAA
Messenger RNA from Acipenser ruthenus (sterlet), 5211 nucleotides. RefSeq names its product zinc finger protein 76-like. Gene Ontology annotation, biological process: regulation of transcription by RNA polymerase II. NCBI's taxonomy places the organism in Eukaryota, Metazoa, Chordata, Actinopteri, Acipenseriformes, Acipenseridae. The coding region runs from base 685 to 2433 and encodes 582 amino acids. Gene Ontology annotation, cellular component: PcG protein complex; transcription regulator complex. The record is from RefSeq and is a predicted model, not a curated record. The transcript is spliced from 14 exons. Gene Ontology annotation, molecular function: DNA-binding transcription factor activity, RNA polymerase II-specific; RNA polymerase II cis-regulatory region sequence-specific DNA binding.